Molecule: messenger RNA, 5080 nt
Organism: Zootoca vivipara (common lizard)
Lineage: Eukaryota; Metazoa; Chordata; Lepidosauria; Squamata; Lacertidae
Source: RefSeq, a predicted model, not a curated record
UUGAGCCUUGGGUGGGUUGGGGCGGCGGUCAUGCUUUCCCCAGAAGGGAAAAAUGCUCCUCAGUGAGAGGGAGAGACGGACUAGGACUGCUGCAAAAUGCAACGGGGGCCGCUAAGCUCGAUGGCUUUGAAAGGGCGCGUGGGGUUAAGAGAAAUUAGUGCCGGAAGCGGGUGAUAGGUCAGUCGCCGGCAAUUAUUUGUGGUGGCUGUGUGGGGCUUCCAUGUUCAGGGGCAGUCUACCUCUGAAUACUUUGACCAGAUGGGCCCAUAGACCAAGUCAGCGCUUCCUGUGUCCUAACGCUUUUUCUCUGCAAGACUACCGUUUGCAAGGGCUCUGGGAACAUGCAGGGAGUGUCAGCACGUCCCUUUCCAAAAGGGCCUUUCAGACGUUACCAAACUUGUCGCACGUGCUUGAGAAAAAAAGGGGGGGCGUUGUUUCCUAGUUCCCACCUAUGCAGUGGAAAACUAGUGUGGGUCCUGACCACUUCCAUGUGGGUUGCAUGUUCAGUACUAAAUGCGUGCAUAGCUGCCAAGUUAUCCCUUUUUUCAGGGAUUUUCCAUUAUGCUGAAUAGGCUUCCUCGCGAGAAAAGGGAAAACUUGGCAGCUAUGAAUGCGUGUGAAGCAGCAUGAAGUGUGUUGGGAGAAGUGCUCACUUGCCCCCACCCCUCAUUCCCCCCUCCCAGGUUAUCUGAUGUCCUUUAUGGGCACUCCUACAGCACACAUUUCCACUAGCAGUGACAGGCCACCAGGCAGAGCUCUUAGCAUUGCAGGUUCUUGGGGGGAGGUGGAAGAACGUGCUUUAAAGAACUGGCACAGAUGUGAGCCUGCCUGCUCUUGCCCUCCCCCUUCCUUCUGCAACUGGCUCCUUGGCCCCACCCUUUGCAAGACCUCAUCUCACUCUUGCAGCAGCUCUGUGGAGGCUACACUUGACCAAGAGAGAGUGGGAGAGAGCCUCUUGUAGCAUCACAUAGCUUAACACACUGGAAUGGACUCUUGCUUCUGCUUCACUUGCUGCUGAUUCUCAGGACCUGAAAAGCCAACAGCAGUGGUUUCCACUUGGUGUCUGCUGUGAUUUUACUGCGUUCUUGGCUCAGAGGGCAACCGCCCCCCACGCAAGACAAUAUAUAGGUGCCUGUUUUAAUGCAUGAAAAUGGCCAGCAUUACACAGAUAUCCAAAGAUGAGCUAGAGGAACUCAGGGAGGCCUUUGCCAAAGUCGAUCUCAACAGCAAUGGAUUCAUCUGUGAUUAUGAGUUGCACGAACUCUUCAGAGAAGCCAACCUUCCCCUUCCUGGAUACAAAGUGAGGGAGAUCAUCCAGAAACUGAUGGUAGACGGGGACAAGAACAAAGAUGGGAAGAUCAGCUUUGAAGAGUUUGUUUACAUCUUCCAAGAGGUGAAAAGCAGUGACAUCGCCAAGACUUUCAGAAAAGCCAUCAACAGAAAAGAAGGCAUUUGUGCUAUCGGUGGGACAUCUGAGCUCUCCAGUGAAGGCACCCAGCACUCCUACUCAGAGGAAGAAAAAUAUGCCUUUGUGAACUGGAUAAACAAGGCUUUGGAGAACGAUCCGGACUGUAAGCAUGUCAUUCCAAUGAAUCCAAAUACAGACGAUCUCUUCAAAGCUGUUGCGGAUGGGAUUGUGCUGUGUAAAAUGAUCAACCUUUCUGUUCCUGACACAAUUGAUGAAAGAGCGAUCAACAAGAAAAAACUAACACCAUUCAUAAUUCAGGAAAACCUGAACUUGGCCUUGAACUCGGCCUCUGCCAUUGGGUGUCAUGUGGUCAACAUUGGAGCAGAAGAUUUGAGGGAAGGGAAGCCACAUCUGGUCCUAGGGCUUCUGUGGCAGAUCAUCAAGAUUGGCUUGUUUGCAGACAUAGAACUCAGCAGAAAUGAAGCCUUGGCUGCCUUGCUCCGAGAUGGGGAGACUUUGGAAGACCUGAUGAAGUUGUCUCCAGAGGAGCUGCUAUUGAGAUGGGCCAACUUCCACCUGGAAAAUGCUGGGUGGCACAAGAUCAACAACUUCAGCUCAGAGAUCAAGGACUCCAGAGCAUACUACCAUCUGCUCAACCAAAUUGCACCCAAAGGACAGAAGGAAGGGGAGCUGCAAAUUGACAUCAACAUGUCUGGCUUCAGUGAGAAAGACGACUUGAAGAGGGCUGAGUGCAUGCUUCAGCAGGCAGACAGACUGGGCUGCCGUCAGUUUGUCACCCCAGCAGACGUUGUGAGUGGCAACCCCAAACUGAACUUAGCUUUUGUGGCCAACUUGUUCAACAAGUACCCGGCACUCACCAAGCCUGAAAACCAGGACAUUGAUUGGACACUGCUGGAAGGUGAGACCCGAGAAGAAAGAACAUUUCGCAACUGGAUGAACUCUCUUGGCGUGAACCCCCAUGUGAACCAUCUCUACGGUGAUCUGCAGGAUGCAUUGGUUAUCUUGCAGCUCUAUGAAAAGAUAAAAGUUCCUGUUGACUGGAGUAAGGUCAACAAACCCCCGUACCCAAAACUUGGAGCAAACAUGAAAAAGCUGGAAAAUUGCAAUUAUGCCAUCGACCUAGGGAAGCAUCCGGCAAAGUUCUCCCUGGUUGGCAUUGGCGGACAAGACCUCAAUGACUGCAACCCAACUCUCACUCUGGCUUUAGUGUGGCAGCUGAUGAGAAGAUAUACUCUGAACGUCCUAGAGGAUCUUGGAGACGGUCAGAAGGCAAAUGAUGACAUUAUCGUAAGUUGGGUAAACAGGACCUUGGCAGAAGCUGGAAAAUCAAGUUCUAUCCAGAGCUUUAAGGACAAGAGUAUUAGUAGCAGCUUAGCCGUUGUGGACUUAAUUGAUGCCAUUCAACCUGGUUGUAUAAAUUAUGAUCUUGUGAAGACAGGAGAUCUGUCAGAGGAAGAUAAACACAAUAAUGCCAAGUAUGCUGUGUCGAUGGCUAGGAGAAUCGGGGCCCGUGUGUAUGCUCUCCCCGAGGACCUGGUGGAGGUGAAACCCAAGAUGGUAAUGACGGUGUUUGCCUGCUUGAUGGGCCGAGGAAUGAAGAGAGUUUAAGAGCCCAAGCACCAAAACCAAAGCACCCAGACCAACCCACCCCCACCCCCACCCCAGUUUGUGUCUUGCAAGAGCAGCUGAUUCCAGAGGGAAAGGCUGCCAGCUUCUACAGUAGCAGCAGCAGCAGCAACAACAACAACAGAACUCUUGGUGUGGUUUUUGUUUUGUUUUGUUUUGUUUUUAAAGGUGAACUCUGUAUUUUGUCCUGCAAAAGGCAGAAAUGCGAUGAGAAUUCUCAGAGAAAGAGAUGAUGGGAGCGUUAACCAGCCACAAGAGCUUUCUUCCCCCAGAUUUUUUUUAGAAAGGUUUGUUUUCUCAAGUGCCUGAAAGAAAGCAUUUGGAUAUCUUUGUGGAGCAGACUGCUGGGCUGGCAGCUGAGGCUUCCUUCCUUAGAUGCUCAGUUCUUUAGUGGGCUGUCGGAGGUGGCUGACAUCAGUCCUUAAUAGUGAUGCAUCUCACUCUUCUGUCUUAACAAAAGGGGGUGGGGAAUCUAGUGUUUAUUUUCUUUAAGGUGGUCUUAGAAAGUGUGACAGAAUGUGUGACAGCACUGAGUUUCCAUUGAAUUUUUGCUGCAGUUCCAUUGAGGCAAAGGCAGUAACCAGAACUGUGGGUUACCCCAGGCACAAAAAGGAAGGAAGGAAGGAUGGAUCUUGGCUAAUAAAAGGCUGCAUUUUGCAGCUAGUUAUAAAUUAUAGAACUGGGUGAGGUUGUAUACGUUCUGUAAUUCUGCAUCAUUUUCUCAGCAAUUAUAAGCUGGUAGGUUUAAUUUGUCCUGUAUGAUUUGGGCCACAACCCUAACCCCACUUGCGAGGGGUAAGCCCCAUUGAAGUAAAUAAUACUUUUGGGUGGGCACGGUUAGGAUUGCAGUGACAGUCACGGGGAGAGGCUAUGCCAGGUGCUUAUUCCCUACCACUUUCACACUGGUAAUCUUGAUGUAAAAUGCCAGUGGUUUCUAAAAUUUCAGCUAGCAUGGCCUACACUUCCUCAAACAUGAAUCAUAGAAUCAUAGAGUUGGAAGAGACCACAAGGGCCAUCCAGUCCAACCCCCUCUGUAAAGCUAGAAACUUGUUUUUUGAAAACAAAAGCCCAAUUAACCUCACCCAGUUCUUUUCCCAGUGGUCCUGUGGGAUGGAAACCUGCACACAGCUUGUCUCAAGGACACAGACAGGAAGGAACAGGGUGGAAAUGGUACUUCCAAAGAUGAGUCUUCCAGCAGUAUUCUCAAAACAUGGUGCUGCUCUUACCUUUAUUUUUCUUCUGUACAGCCUAACGAUGCUUUUUAUUCCUUCGCAGGCACAAGCAUAUCAGGGUUCCCCCCUUUUUUGGCUAAGUUUUCUCUUCAUAUAUAAAACAAAUUCUUUUGUUUUGAGAACUACCACCUUCAAAGGCUACUGCCAACUGCUUCAGUAAACCAAAAGAACCAAAUGAAUGCAUUUUUUUGGGUAAUAUUAUCUUGGUUCAGUUUGUAUUUUGCUAGAGAUCUUUGUUGUUUAACCCCAGAAUAUGCAUGCGAAACACACACACACACACACACACACACACACACACACACACACACACACACCUAUCUAUCUAUCUACAGGGCUUUCCCAAACCCAGCUCACUGGAACUCAGUUCUGGCCCUCUCAGGUGGGCACCAUUGCCAUUAUAAGAGAGCAAGGGAGGUGUUCAUGGUGAGUUCCAGCACCUCUUUUUGUAGAAAAACAACAUGUGUGAGUGUGUGUGUGUGUGUGUGUGUGUGUGUGUGUGUGUGGAGAAAAGCAUGGUGGAUGGGACCAGGCCUAUUCCACAAACAGCAGGGACCAGUAAUUGCGGAAUGUGCUGAGAUUUCAAAAACUAUUUUUUUAUAUAAAUAAAAAAGGGAUAUGUUGUCAGCAAUGAGAAGGCAUUCUAUCCAUAGGAGCAAGUGUAUUCUGGCUUUGGCGAGCUGUUAGCUACCCUUCAGGUCAUAUUGUUAUUCUGAGCUAUUCAAAACGAUGUAAUAUGGAGACAAAGCAAAAGUUGUUUAAAGUUGAAAUAAAGUUGUUUAAAAUACAGACCAAA